AGCCGUGAUUUUUGCUUUCUUUUCCUUUAUCCUUCUUACUGCUAGGCACUGCUGCAUUCUCCAACAGUUAUUAUUCUACUUACCAUUAUACCACAUUUAACAACACGAAAGAUUGCAACAAUGGAUAAUUCCAUCAACGGCGGCAGAGUGUCAUUUGACCCUGGAUGGAAUGAUCCACCAAAGAUCUCCUUUAAUAGUCAACAAACGCCUCCGAAUCGACCUCGUAACUUUUUGAACAAGAGAGUUGCCUUUCCCUUGUCAGGGGCUAACACAAGCCCUGCAAGUGCACCCCCCGUCAACUUGCCCAUGCCAUCCGGUGCGCCCACCGCACUGGUUCCACCAAGUCUAACUCAGAGAAACACGCCUAGUAACUCUGACAUAAGCAUUAAUAGUGAAAGUGUUCUAGUGGAAGUGAAGACUCUCCUACUAGAGUUAUUGGAAAGCAGCAGUGAGCUGGGAGCCAAAGCACAUGAUAUAAGAAGAAGGUUAGAUGUAAUGGAACUAAUGUGGAUGGAUGGAAAAUUAAAUCUAGAAGUACAAGCACAAAUGAAGGAGCUUGCCCAUGCUCUACGGGAUGAUGAGCCUAAAAAAGCAGAUGACAUCCACAAAGCUCUGAUGGUGAAUGAAGUGAGCAAAGUGGGCACCUGGAUGCCGGGAGUCAAACAACUAAUUCAUCAUUCCAUAGCUCGAUCUGAGCUACUUUCUAUAGACAAAGAGUGACAUCUAACAGUGCCAUUUUGUAAAAGAAAGAGUGGCAUAGCACUAAAUGAACCGUAAAACCACUGCAACUAUAAGCUUAGUCCACAAGUUUAACACGAAAUUAAGUAUCAUAACCAAUCUUUUUUUUCCUUUUAUCAAAAUAUAUGGCCUCGGAACUGUGACAUUCAAAUAAUAUUUACAUGUGAACACGUUAAGUGUUGGAAGCUGAGCUUAUAUAGUAGCAAGUCCAAAAACGAAUGAAAUACAUAUAAUUUUCGAUAUACAAACUAUCAUAAAAAAAUGUCUUUGUUCAUACAUAAGCUGGCUUAUGUUUCAUUUUUAGCUACAUAUAAUAGUUGGGUGGUUUUACAGUAACUAAACAAGUCAAGAUUAAGCUUUUGAUCUCCAGAAUUCAAAAAUUCGAAGGAUUAUAUAGCCAGUCUGUUCAUCAGUGGCGGAUUUGCAUCUUACUCAACUACAAGCCGCCCCUUUUUCAGCACCCAUCAUAUAGACUGUGCCCUAGGCCCGGGCCUACUCGGCCUUAGGGCAAAUCCGCCACUG
Molecule: messenger RNA, 1260 nt
Organism: Cydia splendana
Lineage: Eukaryota; Metazoa; Arthropoda; Insecta; Lepidoptera; Tortricidae
Product: steroid receptor RNA activator 1
Exons: 3
Coding region: 121-720 (199 amino acids)
Biological process (GO): regulation of transcription by RNA polymerase II
Cellular component (GO): nucleus
Source: RefSeq, a predicted model, not a curated record